AUGCGUUAUAUAUUUGUGACGGCGAUAUUUAGCGUUGUUUUCGCUUACGAGAAAGACAUGACGUUCACCGUUUCUGCCGGCAAUACGGAGUGUUUCUAUCAUAAAGUGUUACCUAAUGAAAUAAUCGACAUUGAAUACCAGGUAAUAGACGCGUCGCACGGUGAGCUGGACAUAUCCUUCCAACUGGCCGACCCCGUUGGAAGGGUGAUAGUAGCCGACUACAAGAAACAGGACAACGCGCACCGGCACACCGCCGCCCUGAACGGCGACUACAGGUUCUGCUUCGACAACAGCUUCAGCACAUUCAGCCAGAAGACGGUGUUCUUCGAUCUGAUGGUAGAAACGGAAGACUCCCCGUAUAAUGAUUACGACGACGACAAGGAGAUGGAAAUGGGCAACGCGGCGGAGACGUACAUGAUGAGGGUCAAGGACAUAUCGGAGUCCGUCUCGAGGGUGAAGGAGCACGUGUCGGCGGCCAAGAGGCUCCAGGAUCUGCUCUCCGCCCACGAGGCCAGGGACAGGAACCUGGCCGAGGACAUGUGCGCCAGGGUGCUGCAGUGGUCCCUUUGGCAGAUAGCCGUGAUGCUACUGGUCGGCAUCACGCAGGUGUUCUUCGUCAAGAGUUUGUUCGAGGAGCCCAGUAGCAGAAGCGUCAAGAAACUCAUCCCAAACUUCCUCUCCCAA
Messenger RNA from Iphiclides podalirius (scarce swallowtail), 684 nucleotides. The record is from the annotation of a GenBank genome assembly. Lineage: Eukaryota; Metazoa; Arthropoda; Insecta; Lepidoptera; Papilionidae.